AAGAGAGACGAGAGAAGUAGUAGAAGCCAGAGGUGUGUGUGAGGCUGCUAGCUCCGGGCCUCUCUCACCCUUUUAUCUUCUUCCACAUCCCCAGUCCCCACAUUCCCUUCGCCACACGAUCGCCACCCCAACUCUCUCUCCCUCUCUCUCUCUCUCUCUCACACACACACACACUCUCCUCGUCUCUCUCCCUCUAUGGCUCUGCAGUCAGUCUCUCCCAUUCCUCAUCUCCUCCACUCGAAUUCUCGCGCCGCCGCUCAGCGGCCGCCUUCAAUUCUCGCUUCCAAUGACGGGCGCUUGCUCGUUGAUUUCGUUGGAUUGUAUUGCAAAUCGAAGCGCACGAGACGGAAAUAUGGAGCGUCUUCGGGCGCUAGGAGUUUGCCUCGUUUUGUGGCGAAAACGUCCUCGUCGGCGGCCAAAGCAGUUCUCGAUCUUCGUAAUAGCGCUCUGGACGGUGAAACAAAUGCCUGUUCUGAUGUCAGACGAAAGCAGGUUGCAAACUUGGAUGAUAUAAUAUCAGAAAGAGGAGCUUGUGGAGUUGGAUUCAUUGCCCAUUUGGAAAACAAAGGAUCCCAUCAGAUAAUUAAGGAUGCUCUUACAGCUCUUAGCUGUAUGGAACAUCGUGGAGGAUGUGGAGCAGACAAUGACUCUGGUGAUGGUUCAGGAUUGAUGACUUCGAUUCCAUGGGAUCUAUUUAACAACUGGGCGAACAAGCAAGGGAUUGCUUCCUUUGAUAAGUUGCAUACUGGUGUUGGAAUGGUUUUCCUUCCCAAAGAUGAAGACCUACUGAAAGAAGCCAAAAAAGUUAUUGUAAAUACUUUUAGACAAGAGGGUCUUGAGGUGCUGGGAUGGAGGCCUGUUCCUGUGAAUACUUCUGUAGUUGGUUACUAUGCAAAAGAAACCUUGCCCAACAUACAGCAGAUAUUUAUUAAAGUUGUCAAAGAAGAGAACGUUGAUGACAUUGAACGAGAACUGUACAUCUGCCGGAAAUUGAUUGAAAGAGCAGCGAGCUCAGAAAGUUGGGGAAAUGAGCUUUAUUUCUGUUCUUUGUCCAAUCAGACAAUCGUUUACAAGGGAAUGCUUCGCUCAGAAGUUCUUGGGCUAUUUUAUUCUGACCUUCAAAGUGAUCUUUAUAAAUCCCCUUUUGCCAUUUAUCAUCGAAGGUACAGCACAAAUACUAGUCCUAGAUGGCCUCUUGCACAACCAAUGAGAUUACUUGGACAUAACGGAGAAAUCAAUACCAUACAGGGUAACUUGAACUGGAUGCAAUCUCGAGAAACCUCAUUGAAGUCACCUGUAUGGCGUGGGCGUGAAAAUGAAAUUUGUCCAUAUGGUAACCCAAAGGCAUCAGACUCUGCAAAUCUUGAUAGUGCAGCAGAAUUUUUACUAAGGAGUGGCCGUAAUCCUGAGGAAGCUCUAAUGAUUCUCGUCCCAGAGGCAUACAAGAAUCAUCCAACUCUUACGAUCAAAUAUCCUGAGGUGGUUGAUUUUUAUGACUACUAUAAGGGUCAGAUGGAGGCAUGGGAUGGGCCUGCUCUACUCUUAUUCAGUGAUGGGAAAACGGUUGGGGCAUGUCUUGAUCGGAAUGGACUUCGUCCUGCUAGGUAUUGGCGGACAUCAGACAAUGUUGUUUAUGUUGCAUCUGAGGUUGGUGUCUUACCGAUGGAUGAGUCGAAAGUUACAAUGAAAGGCCGUCUAGGUCCUGGGAUGAUGAUAACUGUUGAUUUACUCAGUGGCCAGGUUUAUGAGAAUACGGAGGUCAAAAAGCGAGUAGCCUUGUCAAAUCCAUAUGGAAAGUGGGUCAAGGAAAACUUACGAUCCUUGAAGCCUGUGAACUUCCUAUCAGCAACAGUUAUGGAUAAUGAUGCAAUAUUGAGACACCAACAGGCUUUUGGCUACUCAAGCGAAGAUGUGCAAAUGGUUAUUGAAACUAUGGCUGCACAAGGGAAGGAGCCUACAUUUUGCAUGGGAGAUGAUAUUCCAUUGGCAAUACUGUCUCAGAAGCCACACACGCUUUAUGAUUAUUUUAAGCAACGAUUUGCACAGGUUACAAAUCCAGCUAUUGACCCUCUUAGAGAAGGACUAGUCAUGUCUCUUGAAGUCAAUGUUGGGAAGCGAGGAAAUAUAUUGGAGGUUGGACCUGAAAAUGCUUCACAGGUUAUUUUGUCUAGUCCUGUACUGAAUGAUGGGGAGCUUGAGUCAUUGCUGAAGGAUCCCUAUUUAAAAUCUCAAGUUUUGCCAACAUUUUUUGAUAUUCGUAAAGGGGUUGAUGGUUCCUUGGAAAAGACGCUAAAUAAGCUUUGUGAAGCUGCUGAUGAAGCUGUUCGAAAUGGUUCCCAACUGCUUGUUCUCUCUGACCGUUCUGAUGCGCUGGAACCAACUCGUCCUGCAGUUCCAAUCCUUCUUGCUGUUGGUGCUGUGCAUCAGCAUCUUAUUCAGAAUGGCCUGCGAAUGUCGGCUUCUAUUGUAGCAGAUACUGCUCAGUGCUUCAGCACCCAUCAGUUUGCCUGUUUGAUUGGAUAUGGUGCAAGUGCCAUAUGUCCAUACUUGGCAUUGGAGACCUGUCGACAGUGGCGUCUCAGUAAUAAAACUGUAAAUUUGAUGAGGAAUGGAAAGAUGCCUACUGUAACAAUUGAGCAGGCUCAAAAGAACUUUUGCAAGGCUGUUAAAUCUGGUCUUCUCAAAAUUCUUUCCAAAAUGGGCAUCUCAUUGCUUUCAAGUUAUUGUGGUGCACAGAUAUUUGAGAUUUAUGGACUUGGGAAGGAGGUUGUUGAUCUUGCAUUUUGCGGGAGUGUUUCAAAAAUUGGUGGAUUAACUUUUGAUGAGCUGGCGAGGGAGACUUUAUCUUUUUGGGUGAAGGCUUUCUCUGAGGAUACAGCUAAAAGACUAGAAAAUUUUGGAUUCAUACAGUUCAGGCCAGGAGGGGAGUAUCAUGGAAAUAACCCUGAGAUGUCGAAGUUACUCCACAAAGCUGUUCGCCAAAGGAGUGAAAGUGCCUUUUCAGUUUAUCAACAACAUUUGGCUAACCGACCUGUUAACGUUCUUCGUGAUCUUCUUGAGUUCAAAAGUGAUCGUGCUCCAAUUCCUGUGGGAAAGGUUGAACCUGCUGUAUCAAUUGUUCAACGGUUUUGCACUGGUGGGAUGUCACUUGGAGCUAUUUCAAGGGAAACUCAUGAAGCAAUCGCCAUUGCAAUGAAUAGAAUAGCUGGAAAAUCUAAUUCUGGAGAAGGUGGUGAGGAUCCUAUUCGCUGGAAACCACUUACAGAUGUUGUUGAUGGGUACUCACCAACGCUGCCUCAUCUCAAAGGUCUUCAAAAUGGGGAUACAGCUACAAGUGCUAUCAAGCAGGUUGCUUCAGGACGUUUUGGUGUCACUCCGACAUUCUUGGUCAAUGCUGAUCAAUUAGAAAUCAAAAUUGCACAAGGUGCAAAGCCUGGUGAAGGUGGCCAAUUGCCUGGGAAAAAAGUUAGUGCAUAUAUUGCGAGGUUGAGAAAUUCUAAACCAGGGGUUCCACUUAUUUCUCCACCUCCGCACCACGACAUUUAUUCUAUAGAGGAUCUUGCGCAAUUGAUCUUUGACCUUCAUCAGGUUAAUCCUAAGGCUAAGGUGUCGGUAAAGCUAGUAGCCGAAGCUGGAAUUGGCACUGUUGCUUCUGGGGUUGCAAAGGGUAAUGCCGAUGUUAUACAGAUAUCAGGGCAUGAUGGUGGAACUGGAGCCAGCCCCAUAAGUUCCAUUAAACAUGCUGGUGGUCCUUGGGAACUUGGACUUACAGAAUCACACCAGACACUCAUCCAAAAUGGACUUAGGGAAAGGGUUAUUCUCAGAGUUGAUGGAGGCUUCAAAAGUGGAGUUGACGUCCUAAUGGCUGCAGCUAUGGGUGCUGACGAAUAUGGAUUCGGCUCUGUGGCAAUGAUUGCUACUGGAUGUGUGAUGGCCCGCAUUUGCCACACAAAUAAUUGUCCUGUUGGUGUUGCUAGUCAAAGAGAAGAACUACGUGCUCGGUUUCCUGGUGUGCCUGGUGAUCUUGUCAACUUCUUUUUAUAUGUUGCGGAAGAGGUAAGAGGUAUGUUGGCACAGUUGGGAUAUGAGAAGUUGGAUGAUAUAAUUGGUCGGACAGAUUUACUAAGACCUCGAGAUCUCUCCUUAAUGAAAACUCAACAUCUCGAUCUCAAUUAUGUUCUCUCAAAUGUUGGGUUACCAAAAUGGAGUAGUACGGCAAUCAGGAAUCAGGAUGUUCAUACUAAUGGUCCUGUUUUGGAUGAUAUUUUACUAGAAGAUCCAGAGAUAUCAGAUGCAAUUGAGAAUGAAAAAGUGAUUCGUAAGACCUUCAAGAUAUACAAUAUCGACCGUGCUGUUUGUGGGCGCAUAGCAGGGGUAAUUGCAAAGAAGUAUGGUGACACCGGUUUUGCCGGGCAAUUGAACAUAACAUUUACGGGGAGUGCUGGGCAGUCAUUUGCAUGCUUUUUGACUCCUGGAAUGAAUAUCCGGCUGGUAGGAGAGGCUAAUGAUUAUGUGGGAAAGGGUAUGGCUGGAGGUGAGUUGGUUGUGACUCCUGUUGACAACACUGGGUUUAUCCCCGAGGAUGCAGCUAUUGUAGGGAAUACUUGCUUGUAUGGGGCUACUGGUGGCCAAAUCUUUGUUAGAGGGAAAGCUGGUGAGCGGUUUGCUGUUAGAAACUCACUUGCUGAAGCAGUGGUGGAGGGUACUGGAGACCAUUGCUGUGAGUACAUGACAGGUGGUUGUGUGGUUGUUCUUGGAAAAGUGGGUAGAAAUGUUGCUGCUGGAAUGACUGGAGGCUUAGCAUACAUUCUUGAUGAGGACAACACCCUCCUCCCCAAGGUAAAUAAAGAGAUUGUGAAGAUCCAAAGAUUGACUGCCACCGUGGGGCAGAUGCAGCUGAAGAACCUUAUUGAAGCCCAUGUUGAAAAAACUGGGAGUAGCAAAGGCUCUUCUAUUCUGAAGGAGUGGGACAAGUACCUACCACUGUUUUGGCAGUUGGUUCCACCUAGUGAGGAAGAUACCCCAGAGGCUUGUGCAGAAUAUGAGAAAACAGGUGCAGGGCAGGUGACUCUGCAAUCGACCGUCCCCUGAGGCCACCAUUUUAGUCAAGAAAGCUACUCCCCAGCCCUGUACAGCUCAAAUAAGAGAUGGUUUAUUAAGUUGGAAGAUGGAAGUUGGGUGGGAAGAAUUUUUAGUGGAAGAUCAUCACUGCGCUGGGAGACCCUGAUCUGUACAUUUGAAAGCAUUCACCACUUCGAUCAGUGUAAUUAAAGUUGUAUAGUCAUUGUGAAAGACACUAUAAAUUCAAGCUAAUUAAGGUUUUUCCAGUCUUUCUGAACAUUUCUUUAGUCUAAUUUUAUGUAUUAGAGUAUAUAAAAGCUUCAUUGAAAGGAGAUCAAAGAGCAUCUAAAGUAUAGGAAUUACUGAUCAUGCUUCAUUCCACGACCAUUAAGUUCAAUUUCUAAAUGGGCUAUUUUGUAGUUUACAUUA
Molecule: messenger RNA, 5490 nt
Organism: Corylus avellana
Lineage: Eukaryota; Viridiplantae; Streptophyta; Magnoliopsida; Fagales; Betulaceae
Gene: GLU2
Product: glutamate synthase 2
Biological process (GO): ammonia assimilation cycle
Molecular function (GO): glutamate synthase activity
Source: RefSeq, a predicted model, not a curated record